AUGGAGGAAUUUGAGCAGCAGAAAAUUAGUGUUUCACUACCAUCACUACGGCUGGAUUACGAUGUUUUUCUGAGUUUCAGAGGCAGUACUCGUGAAAAAAUCACGAAAAGCUUAUACGAUGCUUUGGACUCAAAAGGCAUUCGAGUUUUUCGAGACUCUGAGGGAUUAACUCAGGGCGAUCAGAUCUCAACAGGUCUGGUAGAAGCAAUCAAUGAUUCUGCUGCUGUAAUUGCUAUUAUUUCAUCUGAUUACGCUUCUUCGAGAUGGUGCGUCGAGGAAUUAGCGACGUUCUGUGAGCUGGGUAAACUCGUUCUACCUGUGUUUUACAAAGUUAACCCGUCGGAUGUGCGGAGGCAGCAAGGGACAUUUUUCAAUGAUUUUAGGGAUUUGGAGAGGAAGUCUAAACCGGAAAAGAUGGCGAGAUGGAGAAACGCCAUGAAAACAGUUGGCGGGAUCUCUGGUUGGGUUUACAAUAACGGGUAA
Messenger RNA from Solanum stenotomum, 483 nucleotides. Its product is annotated as toll/interleukin-1 receptor-like protein. Lineage: Eukaryota; Viridiplantae; Streptophyta; Magnoliopsida; Solanales; Solanaceae. The record is from RefSeq and is a predicted model, not a curated record. The transcript has a single exon. The coding region runs from base 1 to 483 and encodes 160 amino acids. Gene Ontology annotation, biological process: signal transduction.